Molecule: messenger RNA, 4964 nt
Organism: Numida meleagris (helmeted guineafowl)
Lineage: Eukaryota; Metazoa; Chordata; Aves; Galliformes; Numididae
Gene: ITGA1
Product: integrin subunit alpha 1
Exons: 30
Coding region: 341-3856 (1171 amino acids)
Biological process (GO): integrin-mediated signaling pathway; cell-matrix adhesion; cell-cell adhesion
Cellular component (GO): external side of plasma membrane; integrin complex
Molecular function (GO): integrin binding
Source: RefSeq, a predicted model, not a curated record
GGGCUGGCUUUAUUUGUACAUCUUAGCGCUGGGUUAAGCGAAGGGGGUGGUUUCCAAGGCUAAGUGGUCUUUGGUGGCUUAGGUGGGAGGAAAGUUGCGCGCGGCGCUGGUGGGGGGAGAAGCUAAAUUCCUCUUGAUGUGAAGGAAAAAAAAAAAAAAGUAAAGACUGAAUAACAAACAGGAAAUGCCUAACUCGGCUGCGAGGCGGACGGGAGGCGCAGAGCGCUGAACUCCACUCGCAGCACAGCCACUGCCGGGCGUGCCGGCGGCACGAUCGCUCCCGUCGCUCGCUCCUGUCUCGGCCCCGGGCUCCCGGGCCCUGGCUCGCAGGAGCCCAGGCAUGGCUGCCUCCUACUGGAUGCUGACAGCUCUCUUUCACCUCAUCAGCGCUUCCAAUGUUGAUGUGAAAAAUGCAAUGACCUUCAGCGGGCCUCUUGAAGACAUGUUUGGGUACACAGUUCAACAGUAUGAAAAUGAGGAAGGAAAAUGGGUACUUAUUGGUUCUCCAUUAGUUGGCCAGCCUGAGAAAAGAACAGGAGAUGUGUACAAAUGCCCUGUAGGAAGGGAAAACCAAUCCCCCUGCAUAAAGCUGAAUUUACCAGAUGCUACUUCAGUGCCUAACGUCAUGGAGGUAAAAGAAAACAUGACUCUUGGAACAACCUUAGUCACUAACCCGAAAGGAGGCUUUCUGGCAUGUGGACCGCUCUAUGCUUAUAAAUGUGGGCGUUUGCAUUACACAACUGGAGUUUGCUCCAAUGUCAGCUCCACUUUUGAAACUGUGGAAGCGAUUGCUCCAUCUGUACAAGAGUGUAAAACCCAGUUGGACAUUGUCAUAGUCCUUGAUGGGUCCAAUAGUAUUUAUCCAUGGGAGAGCGUCACAGAUUUCCUAAACAGUCUCCUGAGAAACAUGGAUAUAGGUCCUCAGCAAACACAGGUUGGAAUUGUUCAGUAUGGGCAGACUGUAGUCCACGAAUUUUACCUGAACACUUACUCAACAACAGAAGAAGUGAUGGCUGCAGCCUUGAGAAUACGUCAGAGGGGUGGCACACAAACUAUGACAGCCCUUGGAAUAGAUACAGCAAGGGAAGAGGCAUUUACUGAGGCUAAUGGUGCACGAAGAGGAGUACAAAAAGUAAUGGUUAUUGUGACUGAUGGGGAAUCACACGACAACUACAGAUUAAAAGAAGUGAUUGAUAAGUGUGAAGAUGAAAACAUUCAGAGAUUUGCUAUUGCUAUUCUUGGCAGCUACAGCAGAGGAAAUUUAAGUACUGAGAAAUUUGUAGAAGAAAUAAAAUCAAUUGCCAGUAAGCCUACUGAAAAGCAUUUCUUCAAUGUCUCAGAUGAAUUGGCUCUUGUAACUAUUGUUGAAGCACUUGGAGAGAGAAUAUUUGCCCUUGAAGCAACGACAGACCAACAAGCAGCCUCAUUUGAAAUGGAAAUGUCACAAGCUGGUUUCAGUGCUCAUUACUCCCAGGAUUGGGUUAUGCUUGGAGCAGUUGGAGCAUAUGACUGGAAUGGCACAGUGGUCAUGGUGAAGGACAGUGCUGUUUCAAUACCAAGUAAUGACACUUUUCGCGACAGGCAUUCAGAAAAAAAUGAACCCCUUGCGGCCUAUCUAGGCUACACUGUAAAUUCAGCAUUGACACCUGGAGGUGUGCUGUACAUAGCAGGGCAGCCACGAUACAAUCAUACUGGUCAAGUCAUCAUUUAUAAAAUGGAAGGAAGAGAGGUGCAAGUACUUCAGAGGUUAAAAGGAGAACAGAUUGGCUCAUAUUUUGGGGGUGUUAUUACCACAAUUGACAUCAACAGGGACUCAUUUACAGACCUUCUUCUUGUUGGAGCUCCUACGUAUAUGGGAACUGAAAAAGAGGAGCAAGGGAAAGUGUAUGUUUAUGCUCUGAACAAGACAAAGUUUGAAUAUCAGAUGAGUCUUGAACCUAUAAAACAAACAUGCUGCUCACCAUUAAAACAUGACACCUGCAAAGUUCUUAAGAAUGAACCCUGUGGAGCACGCUUUGGGACUGCAAUUGCUGCAGUGAAGGACCUCAACCUUGAUGGAUAUAAUGACAUCGUAAUAGGAUCUCCCUUAGAGGAUGAUCAUCGGGGAGCUGUUUAUAUUUAUCAUGGCCGUGGCAACACAAUCAGUAAAAAAUAUACACAGCGCAUUGCUUCUGGUGGAGACGGGGAGAAAGUGAAAUUUUUUGGCCAGUCUGUGCAUGGAGAAAUGGAUUUAAACAAUGACGGUCUGAUUGAUGUCACUAUUGGAGGCCUUGGUGGGGCUGCCCUCUUCUGGUCUCGUGAUGUGGCUGAAGUUAAUGUUUCUAUGCAGUUUGUACCCAAAAGUAUCAAUAUCCAACAGCAAAACUGUCAGAUAAACAAAAGAAAAACAAUAUGCAUAAAUGCCACCAUUUGUUUUAAGACCAGACUAAAGUCAAAAGAAGAUAUAUUUGAAUCCAGUCUACAGUACUGGAUCACUCUUGACGCACAAAGACAAAUAUCUCGAAGCUUGUUCACAGAAACCCAUGAGAGGAAAAUGCAAAAAAAUAUAACUAUCAAAGGGUCAGAAUGUAUUAAACAUAACUUCUACAUGUUGGACAAGCCUGACUUUCAAGACUCUGUAAAGGUUUUGCUGGAGUUCAAUUUCUCUGAUCCAGAGAGUGGACCUGUUCUUGACAGCAACCUGCCAAAUUCAGUAUCUGAAUAUAUUCCUUUCACAAAAGAUUGUGGAGCCAAAAAUAAAUGCAUUUCAGAUCUUGUUCUGAAUGUAAAAGCAAGCAUAGCUGGAGACAGCUCUUCUCCAUUCAUUGUCAAGUCACGCAAUGAUAGGUUCACCAUCCAGCUCUCUAUCAAGAACAAAAAAGACAGUGCCUAUAAUACCAGAGCAUUGGUUCAAUAUUCUCCAAAUAUUAUUUUUGCUGGCAUUGAGGAUAUACAGAAAGAUAGCUGUGAGUCUAAUCACAACAUCACCUGUAAAGUGGGAUAUCCAUUUCUAAAACCUGAAGAAGAGAUUUCCUUCAAAAUAUCAUUCCAAUUCAAUGCAUCAUAUCUCCUGGAAAAUGCCACUGUUGAUGUGUAUGCUACAAGUGACAGCGAAGAACCACCUGAGACCUUGAGAGAUAACAGAGGACAAGUUACAAUUCCUGUAAAAUACGAAGUAGGAUUAAUAUUUGUAAGCGUUUUCAAAGAGCACCAUGUUAUAAUUGCUGCAAAUGAAACCAUUCCUACUGCUAUUAACACAACAGAGCAGAUUGGGGAUGAAGUUACUUUGCAUUAUAGGAUUGAGAAAGGUGAACAUUUUCCAAUGCCAAAUCUCACUCUGCAAAUCCUGUAUCCUGAUGUAACAACAGCCAAGAACACUCUUCUCUACAUGACAGCAUUGUCGCAUUCCCAAAAUGCUAUCUGCAAAUCUAGUUACCCUGUAGAUCACUUAAAGAUCGGCUCUGGGAAAUCAUUUGUGUUGCCAAAAAUAAAAGAACCUACAAAAGAUACAAUUAUGGAGUGUGAUACAUUCAGCUGUGCAUCUAUUAAUUGUGCUCUGGCCCCGUCUGAUAUAUCUCAAGUGAAUGUUUCUUUAAGAGUAUGGAAACCUACCAUCAUAAAAGCAAGUAUUCACAGCUUAACCCUUGUUGUGAAAGCAUUACUUAGGAGUGAAAACUCAUCACUGAUUUUGAGAAAUGACCAUCAAAAGCUAGAGACCAUGAUUAAGAUUUCCAAAGAACUCCCUCCAGGUUCAGUCCCCUUGUGGGUUAUCCUCCUGAGUAUCUUCGCUGGACUCUUGAUUCUUGCACUGCUCAUAUUUGCUUUGUGGAAGGCUGGAUUUUUCAAGAGGCCAUUAAAGAAGAAAAUGGAGAAAUGAAGAAUAAAAAGCAACACAAAAUGAAAAAAAGAAUUUUUUCCUCAGGUCUGCCUCAAAAAUGUGACUGUACAAUUAAAAACUUAGACAUACAUGCAAUAUUCACAAUAUUUUCUAAACUCCAGUGCAUUAAAAAAAAAAAAAGAGCAGAACAUCGAGCAAGCAAAUUAAGUAGACAUCUGAAUGAAUCAAAGGAAGAACAAACUCCCUUAUGUCAUUUCGUGAUACUCAAGGAUGUACUUUCAAGUGUUAUUCAUUUUUGGAGAGUAACUGAGUUCAAAGAUUCUAACAUUUUUUAACAUGAAAAAUGCCUAAUCGUAUUUUUAUAUGCCUAUAUAUAUGUGGAAUCCUUUUCAUCCCAAAUUAUGUAGCAAGUCAGCUGUAUGCAGCAAUCCCAGUUUUUUAUCACUUUAUGAUUUUCAAAGAGGAAAUAUCAUAUUCAAAAUUUUCUCCUUUUAAUGGACUGUCAGCUACAGAACAUUCAAACUUUGAAAAUGAACCAAAUAUCAUAUGGCAACUGAGGUAAUGACAAUUCAAAAGACAGAAGCACCUGCAGAACUUUGGAUGAAAAUUACUGAAAUUCAUUGAACUUCUCUUUCAGCUUGUUUUACUGUGUCCAGCUGAUACUCCAAGAAGAAAUUUUUAUUGUCAAGUGGAUCACUGGGGAUAUAUCCAUUAAUUCAUGCAACUGUUUGAACUUGAAGGGGAUUUUUGGCAGACCUGGAAAUGUAUGCACAAAAUAUUCAAGCCCAACUAAUUGCACGCUUUACUCAGAUAAGCAGAGGAGCAGUUGUGUCUGCAGAUUGAUAUAUUCAUAUUUAUGCAGAAAAUGUUUAGAGGUACCCUGAAAGUUUGACUUGCUGUAUAUCUUGGAGUAGCCAAGAGGGUGCUUCAUAAACUUUCACUGUAAAUUUAUUGUGUAGCUAUUUAAUCCAAUGAGUUUAAAGUGUACAAAUUGAUAAUUAACAAAAGAGCACAGAUAAGAAACGUAGCACUGGCAAGCUUCUUCUAAUAGUGUAAUUCUCACCUCAUCUUUGUCACUUAGGCAUUUAAAGUGAUGAAUCUGCAUACUAAAUAAGCACUUAAUAAAUUACGUUUAUUUUGUGUCAAA